Cavenderia fasciculata is the source of this 4347-nucleotide messenger RNA. RefSeq lists its product as uncharacterized. The transcript is spliced from 6 exons. Gene Ontology annotation, cellular component: mitochondrial small ribosomal subunit. Gene Ontology annotation, molecular function: methyltransferase activity; structural constituent of ribosome. The record is from RefSeq and is a predicted model, not a curated record. Gene Ontology annotation, biological process: translation. Bases 1 to 4347 code for a protein of 1448 amino acids. Lineage: Eukaryota; Evosea; Eumycetozoa; Acytosteliales; Cavenderiaceae.
AUGAGAAGUAGAAUAUCGAUAUGCAGAAUAGAAUAUAGUCAGUAUAAAAUUAAUAAUGACCACAACAACAACAACAACAACAACUAUCACAUUUCAAUGAAUAUUCAGCGCGAUCACAUGUUCUUUGCUUGUAAAUAUGGAUUCAUUGGCAUUGUAAAGUAUUUACACGAGAAUAGUACUGAAGGUUGUAGUCAUUAUGCAAUGUUUCUUCAUUUUAAUAGAACCGAAGGUGCAUCAAAGAAUGCUAUGGAAGGGGUGGUUCAAAAUGGUCAUUUAGAGGUUGUUAAAUUCUAUUAUAUGGAUGAGGCAGCUAAAAUGGACACAUUGAAGUGGUCAAGUUCCUUCAUUUCAAUCGUAGUGAAGGCUGCACAACCGAUGCUAUGGACAAGUCAUCUUGCAAUUAUCACAUUGAAAAUGUCAAGUUUACACUUUAAUCGUAGUGAAGGAUGCACUGAUAGUGUUCUUGAAAAGAAUGAAAACCCUUUGGAAAUGGCAACUUUUCUAUUCAACGUCAGAAAAGAGAAGUGUACUGCAGAACUAUUAAAAGGGCUCUCGAAUUAUGGACACUAUGAUGUGGUUGAGUUGGUUCUCCCAAAACUCCAAGGUGCAAAGGGUAACCAUAGCAGCAGCAUCAGCAGCAUCACAAACAGACUACAAUACUCUACAACAACUAAACCAUCAGAUGAUGAUAACAGUAAUAAUAAUAAUAAUGAAAAUGAUAAACAACAACAAAAAGUAGUGAGAACGAGUGAUGGUGUUAAAGUGGUAGCAUCAGGCUCACCAAACUCAGAGUACUUGAAAAGAGUAUUGGAGAGAAGAAAACAACUCGUUCAAAAGUUAAAUGAAAAUAAGCAAAAGAGUAGCGCAGUAGAAGGAGAGACUGUUGAAGAGGCAGUAGUAGUGGCAGACGGAGGAGAAGAGGUCAAAAAGAAGAAAAAGAAAACGACUACUACAACGAUCAAAUCAUCGAGUCAACUAAUCGACGAAUUUGAACAAUCUAUUCGUAGUGGAGGUGUAUCUGCAGACAAGAUUAAAAAGAUUCAAUUGGCAAAUAACAUUACUACAACUACAACUACAACAAAUGAAACAAAGAAGAAGAAAAAGUCGUCGUCAUCAACAACUGAUAAAGAUCAGUCAUCAUCGUCUUUGACAACGUCAUCAUCGACACCAACAUUUGAAGUAGUAGAUUUUGAAAAAGAAAGAGAAAAAGAAAAGAGUAUAAGAGAGGCAGAUGACAAGACAUUUAAAUAUGAUUACAAGGCAUUGAUGAAUAAUAAUGUAGAGACUGGUGAAGUAUUGGAAGAUGGUGAUGUGGUGGGAGAGAUUAGCGAAGCUGAAAAGGACCGUAUCGACUUGGAGUUUAAAAAGGAGUUUUGGGCUGCUCAAAUGACUAUGCGUGACUCGUUGAAUCAGGAUGGUGGUGACUUUUUGGUCGACGAGACACUCUACCAAGACCGUAUGAAAGACUAUCGUAACUUGGGAUCUGCAUUGGUACAACGUCGUAUGAAACAAAAACGUCAAGAAGUUGAAGAGAGAGAACAAAAGGAACUAGAGAUUAUAAGAAAGAUGGAACAAGACAAAACUGGAAAAUGGAGUAAUCUACCACACCCAAGUGAAUAUAUGGAUGAUGAUGACAUGGAUGGAGUUGGUGAAAAGGGUCAAGACGACGAUGAACAAUUGGAUGACGGUGGAGAUAGAGAUGGAUUACCAGACAUGUCUAGACUCAAAGUUAAAUCAAACAUUACAUUGCCAAAAUCAUAUGAAGAUAUUAUGCAAGAACAAAGAGAUGAUUUGGAACAAGAUGCUGUUCGUUUGGGAGACGAUGAGUGGGAACAGAAACGUCGUCUCAAACGUAUCGCAUUCAUGUCGAAUAAACUAGCCAUCAAAGAGAGACAGAGACAAGAGAGAAUGAAACGAUUGGGUAUCGAUGAAGAUGACAUGGUUGAAAUCGAUCCAGAAGAUUAUGCUCGAUAUCAAGCUGGUGAAAUCACUGAACAAGAAUUGGAUCAAUUGGCUAGAAAACAUGUUAGUUCAAGAUAUGUCGAAGACAAUGAAGAAGAAUCAACCACAAACAUAAUGGACGGUGAAAUAAUAGAAAGACAAGAUGAUUAUAAUGGAGAAGAAGAAUAUGAUGAAGAGGAAGAAUCAUACGAUAGAAAACAUUAUGAUUAUCUUAGACAUUGGAAGAUUGGGUCUAUACAAAUUCCAAUACAAUUGAAACGAAAGAUUACACAACAAUUAAAGGGUAAUUCAACUGCCAAGUUGAGAGCUGAUGCUGCCAUGUUGUCGGAUAGAUUGCGUAAUCGUACGCGGUCUGAAGUGAUCGACAAGGAGACGCCGUUCAAGGUGGCACCCGAGGAGAAGCCUGUCAUCAACUAUGGCCCUGGCGAAGCGCUCGCCUACGCCGCACAUAGAAUGCCAGGCGUCUACUCGUGCACCCACAGAGUGUUUCAAGAGAUUGCCGAUCGAAUUCCCAACUUUCAACCCAAGACUAUGAUGGACUAUGGCAGCGGCCCGGGUACUGUCAUUUGGUCGGCCCGUCAAAUAUGGGGUGAAGAAGGUACCAACUCGCUACAAUCGAUUCGUGCAGUUGAGCCAAGCACCUUUAUGACCGACAUUGCUAAAAAGAUGUUAGAGGGAAGUACCGACGGUAUCCAAUGGUCUCAAUUCCUCUUACAACCAAACAGACACCAAAUGACAUCCUACGGACAUAUUCACGAAGGUCUUCAAAGUGACCUGGUCGUCGCUAGUUAUGUGCUGAGUGAAUUGCCCGAUCAAGAGUCACGUCGUACUCUUGUAGCAGAUCUAUGGAGACAUGUCAAGCCAUCAGGCAUGCUCGUACUCCUCGAGCCCGGCACACCCAUCGGGUUCAGUCUUGUCAGAGAGAUGCGUCAAAUGUUGUUGGAUCUCCCAACCGAUCGUUUGACCAACGAAAAGACAUGUCAGGCACAAGUAGUAGCUCCAUGUCCACACUCUGAACGUUGUCCAAUGGGUCACAACUCUUGGUGUCAUUUUUCACAACGUGUUGAACGUCCCAUAUUCCAAAAACUUGCCAAAGGUCCCAAAUCAACAGUCUCAUUUGAAGAUGAAAAGUACUCUUACAUUGCCAUGUCCAAGAUGGUUGGCUCCACCAUUCCCAACCAACUUGUUCGUCAAAAUGAUAUUUACGGACCCGAAGAAUCUCAACCCACCAAACCUUGGUCAAGAAUCAAUGAAGCUCCAUUUAAACGUGGUGGUCAUGUUACAAUGGAUGUUUGUACACCUGAUGCCGAUUUAAAGCGUAUGACUAUUGCUAGAUCACAUGGAAAACAAUUAUAUAAAGAAGCAAGAAAAUCAUUUUGGAGUGAUGCGAUGGUAUUGGAUAAAAAUGUAGUGAAUUGGAUUAUUUCAAGAAAUCAAAUGCCACAAUCAGAGAUUGACAAGUUGUUGAAUCCAGAGACUGCCGAUACAUCUUUGACACUGGUUAAAAAGGAUAGAGUUCAAUUCACAAUGAACAAGGCAGAAGAAGAAUUACGUGAUUUGAUCGAUGAAACACCAGGACGUAGAGUAGAUGCUGAUUUGGAAAAGAAGAAAAAGGCUGAAAAGACAAAGAAGCAAGACGAAUGGAUGAAGGAUCUCAGUGCCACCGACAGAAAGAUUCUUGAGAAAUUGGCCAAGGAAGGUAAAUUCUCAUCAAAGGCAGAUUCAUUAUUCAACAUUGACUCUAGUGUCGAUCAAAGUGAAUCAGUUGAAGACAAUGAUAAUGACCUAGAAGAUAAUGACGGAUCAAGAGGAGGAGGAAAAAAGAAAAAGAGAUUUGAUAAUGAUAGUAUGCAUAGAUUGGAUGAAAAGGAUCAAAUUCAAUUUGAAGAAGACAAGAAACCAAAGAUUAACAAGGCAAUGCGUCAAAGUGCAAGUUCUCAACGUGAACUCAUUCAAACGUUGGAAAGACAAUUGGAACAACAAAAAGUACAAAAUAUGCAACCUUCUGAACGUAAACUAUACCAACGACACAAAUCACAAAUUGAACAAUCAACCAAAAGAUCAAAACCAAAAUCUGAUAUGGAUAGAUUUGUUGAAGAGGAAUUGAAUAACAAAGACAAUAAUGGUAAAAAGGGUCAAUCAAGCAAUACCAAGGAUCAAUUAGAUUUCACCAAAGAGAUUGAAAGAUCAAAUGCAAAUAUUAAAAAGAUUGUUGAAAGAACAGAUAAACGUAAUAUUAUGCAACAAAUGAUGACCAAUAUGGUUGGUGGAUUCCAAGGUAUGGGUAUGAAUACAAAGAAUAAUAGAAAGGAAGUUAUUCAAAGUGUUUUAUCUAAUCGUUCAACAACUACAACUAAACCACCCAAUCCAAAAAAUAAUAAAUAA